Messenger RNA from Paramecium primaurelia, 2686 nucleotides. Lineage: Eukaryota; Ciliophora; Oligohymenophorea; Peniculida; Parameciidae. The record is from the annotation of a GenBank genome assembly.
AUGUAUUGUAAUUUUGAAUAGAAGGAAGCUUUGAUUGAAAUUUUUGCUUAAGUUAAAGAUAUAGAUGAACAAAUAUUCAGUGUUAUAAUUAAAAUUUUUCGUUAGGAGAAAGUUUAAGAUAGUAUAGGAUAUAUUUCAGAUAAUUUAAAUCAGAAACAUUUUGAAUAAUACAUUCUAGAAGGAGAGUAUUUAAAACAAGUUGAUAACGAAUAGAAAUUGUAUGUUGUUAGAAAUAGCAUUAAACAAAUUAUUAAUAUCUUAAAAAAAAUAAAAUAUCAUGACUUUAAUAAAAACGACUUUUCGAAUGAAGGAACUUAGGAAUGUCGACAAGUUUUACUUAAUGGAAUGAGAAAUCAAAGGUUGAUCAUAGAGUUUUUAAAAUUUUUAGUUUACCUCACAUCGAUUGAUAGCUCUUUAAUAUAAUGUGGGUCAAAUUCCUUGCAUUUAUUAGUUGAGAUGAAGAUCGACCUUACAUAAAAAAAUUUAAAAAAUAUUGUGAUUUAAAAUACUUCUUUGGUGGGAGCUAAUUUGUUUCGAUGUAAUUUAAGUGGAUCAUAAUUUAAUAAUGUAGACAUAAGUGGAAUAAAUUUAAAUGAAGCUUAAUUAUUUAAUUGUUCAUGGAAAAAUAUAAGGAUACAUGAAUUAAAUUAAAUAAAUGGUCAUAGUGAUUAUGUGCGCACAGUCUGUAUUUCUCCCGAUGGGACUAUAAUUGCAUCUGGUAGUUACGAUAAGUCUAUCCGAUUAUGGGAUUUUAAAACUGGAUAAUAAAAAGGCAAAUUAGAUGGUCAUCGUAAAUGGGUCUCAUCAGUAUGCUUCUCUCCUAAUGGUAGUAUAUUAGCAUCUUGUAGUGGAGAUAACUCUAUCUGCUAAUGGGAUAUUAAGACAAGAAAAAAAAAAUCUAAAUUUGAAGGAAAUAGAGGGAAGGUUAGUUCCAUAUGUUUCUCCCCUGAUGGUACUACAAUAGCUUCUGGUAAUAGUGAUAAGUCUAUAAAUUUGUGGAAUGUUAACACAGGAUAAUAAAAAGUUAAACUAAUUGGUCAUAUUGAUGCUCUCUGCUCAGUAUGUUUCUCGAAUGAUGGUACGACUUUAGCAUCUGGUGGUGAUGAUAAAUAUAUCUGUUUAUGGGAUGUUAAAACAGGAUAACUAAUAGCCAAAUUAUAUGGUCAUAGUGAUUAUAUCCGAUCAGUCUGUUUCUCACCUGAUGGCACUACAAUAGCUUCUGGUAGUGAUGAUAACUCAAUCAAUUUAUGGGAAGUUAAAACAAGAUAAUAAAAAGUCAUCUUACAUGGUCAUGAUGAUUCAGUUCUUUCAUUAUGCUUUUUUCCUGAUUGUACUACCUUGGCUUCUGGUAGUAGCGAUAAGUCCAUCCGUAUAUGGGAUGUUAAAACAGGACAAGAAAAAGCCAAAUUAUAUGGUCAUAGUGAUUAUGUCUACUCAGUAUAUUUAUCUCCUGAUGGUACAACGUUAGCAUCUAGUAGUCGAGAUUGUUCUAUACGUUUAUGGGAUGUUAAAAUAGGAUAAUAAAAACCAAAAUUGGACGGUCAUGAUGAUUCAGUUCUUUCAGUAUGCUUCUCUCCUAAAGGUACUAUAUUAGUAUCUGGAAGUUACGAUAAGACCAUCUGUUUAUGGGAUGUCAAAACUGGGUAACAAAAAGCCAAAUUAAAUGGUCAUACUGGAUCGGUACUAUAAGUAUGCUUUGCUCCUAGCGGUACUAUAUUAGCAUCUUGUAGUUAUGAUAAGUCUAUUCGUAUAUGGGAUGUUAAAACAGAAUAAUAAAUAGCUAAAUUUGAUGGUCAUAGUAAUUAUGUCUUCUCAGUAUGCUUCUCUUUUGAUGGUACUAUAUUAGCAUCUGGUAGUGCAGAUGAAACUAUUCGUUUAUGGGAUGUUUAAACAGGAUAACAAAAAGCAAAAUUAAAUGGUCAUACUGGAUCGGUACUAUAAGUAUGCUUUGCUCCUAACGGUACUACAUUAGCAUCUUGUAGUUAUGAUAAGUCUAUUCGUAUAUGGGAUGUUAAAACAGAAUAAUAAAUAGCUAAAUUUGAUGGUCAUAGUAAUUAUGUCUUCUCAGUAUGCUUCUCUCCUGAUGGUACUAUAUUAGCAUCUGGUAGUGCAGAUAAAACUAUUCUGUUAUGGGAUGUUAAAACAGGGUAAUAAAAAGCCAAAUUAGUUGGUCAUUUUUAAUGGGUCUCAUCAUUAUGCUUCUCUCCUGAUGGUAGUACAUUAGCAUCUGGUAGUGGAGAUAACUUUAUUCAUAUAUGGGAUGUUAGCACAGGAUAAUAAAAUGCAAAAUUAGAUGGUCUUAGCAAUUGUAUUAACUCAGUAUGUUUCUCUCCUGAUGGUACUACUUUAGUAUCUGGUAGCUAUGAUAACUCUAUACGUCUAUGGAAUGUUAAGACAUGUAAGGAAAUUGAAGCCUCUCAUAAAAAUCUCAAAGAUUUAUUCAUAAAAUUUAACACUCCAAUAUUUUUAUACGAUCCUCUACCUCAAGGUAAAAUUAGUUUUUAUUUUAUUAGUCGCAACUUAUAUAACUAUUCUCAUAAUGUCACAAUAACCAAUAUUUUAAGCUUAAGGUGCAUUAAUUCUCAUAGGCUAAUUUGUAAAUUAUUAAGGAGUUGAUUUACAAUCAUUAUUUAAAUCAAAAGGAAGUUGUUUUUUGGAAGGCUCAAUAACAAUAAAGUAAGGGUGA